Messenger RNA from Hydractinia symbiolongicarpus, 1811 nucleotides. RefSeq lists its product as uncharacterized. The record is from RefSeq and is a predicted model, not a curated record. Bases 848 to 1174 code for a protein of 108 amino acids. NCBI's taxonomy places the organism in Eukaryota, Metazoa, Cnidaria, Hydrozoa, Anthoathecata, Hydractiniidae. The transcript has 2 exons.
GUAAUUAUUCCCUAUGCAAUUCUUCCGAAUAUUUUAUUCACUUUCAGACGUCACUGCGCUGCAUAUAUAAAGAAACUUUAGCCACGAUAGUCAAGAAUUCAUUAAAUUGUAGAAGAGCAUACAUUGAUGGGAAGAUCUUUGCACAAGUUUAUAGAUUUCAUAAGUAGCCCACUAGUUCAUUUAGAGGAAUCGAUCGACAACCACGUGACCUAAGCAAAUUAGAACACUUCUAAACGUAUCUCCAAAGCAACCAAAUCGUAAAGGUCAAUUGUUAUUUUUAAUUCCCAAGGACGGUGACUUUUGAUUGCUGAGCAGUAACUUUCAGCCAGCCGAUGGAAUGUUUCCAACUUUAAGCGUAUGAACAGACAUCAGUAGCUCGAAUUUGGUGAUAAUCCGGUUAUGUCAAUGUUAAUUCACUGGCACAAUAUCAAUUUUUAUGAAUAAUUACUCAGAUAAGAAAAAGUUUAAAAUUAAUUAUUAAUCAUUUAUUCGAGUACAUUUUUGUAAUGACAUGUGAAUGCGGUUGAGGACUUCUAGAUAAAGCAUUUUUACAAGUGUCAAAACAUCUUUAGUAAAGAACUUAGUGUGAAGGAGGUUGGAUAAAGAGUACUUAUUUAUCUCCAUGUGAAAUCAUUUGUAAGAAUAAAAUGCAGAAAAACAUAAAACGCACAAAUGUCCCGUCGAUUUUACCAGCUGUGUUUUUAUGAAAAUUUCUUGACGAGCAUCAUUCGCUAUUACUUUCGUUGUUCAUCCGCAAUUAUUGUUGCUUGUUUUCAAUCUAUGACGUCGGUGAUAGUCACCGACGUCAUUAGUUAGUGGAACAGGAAAAAGAAACAACACAUUUUUAAUGUUUUUUGAACUAAGGUUAAUGUUUUCCAUUGCACUGGAGGCUUAUAACGGUUCAAUCAAGUUCUUUGAUGGAAAACAAAUUUUACAAAAAGGAAAAAAUAUAAAUGCAAUAAAAGUCGACACCUGCUUGCACCGAAACAAAAUGGAUAAAGAAGAAGUACAACCUUCAAGUUCGCCUUACACGAACAAAAAGUGUGAAAAAAAGGAGAAGAAGAACGUCCAACGAGAAAUGGUUAGUACUAGACUAAAUCAAUACAAAUAUAACAAAAGACAACUGAGGAAACAAGACAGUCAACAUCGAUGUCGUGACGAUAAAAAGAGCUAGCACCAUGUCUUUUAGCAUCUGUUCGCAUUGUUUUUUUGACAUUUAUUUAGCUAAUGUUAUAAUGGCGACACUGAAAGGUUAUUUCGUCCAGGAAAUGUUACUACUGGUUGUUGUGUUCCAAACCACUCGUUUAUAUGUCAGAUCAACGCUAAAAUGUCAAAUUUGCAAAACAUGAAAUUGUUAAUAUACAGUAGUUUCUAUUUGUACUCCUGAUAUCACAGAAAGCAGAAAGAUGUGUUCCAAGACCAUCUUCAUCACAAGGCUGGAUAGUCUUCGUAUCAAUGACUGGAAAUUCCCCAUUUCGCUAUAAAGCAUAUUUCAAUAUAAACUAAAAAGCGAUGAUAUGACAGCAGACGUAGCCAUUUUCCCGCCAAAACGUGUAUUACGAAAGCGCACUUUUUCUAUAGUAUCAUAAGCAUGCUUGAUGGCAUAAUAUAAAGUAAUCAAUAACCAGAUUUCCGAGCACUAUUUCCGGGUUAUUCUAAACCCAUUUACGCGAUAGGUAAACUGAACAUAAGAUACAUACCCCAAACAUCAUUCCACGCAACUUUCUUUCAAGAAUUUGUUAGACAAAAAAAAUGUCAAAUAUAAGUUUUUGCCACACUAUUCCUAAUAAUAAUAUAGGUAAAUGGAGAAA